Molecule: messenger RNA, 3246 nt
Organism: Aspergillus nidulans FGSC A4
Lineage: Eukaryota; Fungi; Ascomycota; Eurotiomycetes; Eurotiales; Aspergillaceae
Product: protein ppoA
Exons: 7
Coding region: 1-3246 (1081 amino acids)
Biological process (GO): carboxylic acid biosynthetic process; secondary metabolite biosynthetic process; fatty acid metabolic process
Molecular function (GO): oxidoreductase activity; linoleate 8R-lipoxygenase activity; oxidoreductase activity, acting on paired donors, with incorporation or reduction of molecular oxygen
Source: RefSeq, a predicted model, not a curated record
AUGGGUGAAGACAAAGAAACAAAUAUCCUCGCCGGCCUCGGAAACACCAUUUCCCAAGUAGAAAACGUUGUUGCGGCAUCGUUACGACCUUUGCCAACGGCAACGGGUGAUGGAACCUACGUUGCCGAAUCCACUCAGACGGGCUUAGCCAAAGAUCUGAGCCAUGUCGACCUCAAGGAUGUCCGCACACUCGCCGAAGUCGUCAAGAGUGCGGCUACGGGAGAGCCGGUUGAUGACAAGCAGUAUAUCAUGGAAAGAGUGAUUCAGUUAGCUGCUGGCUUACCAUCGACAUCUCGCAACGCUGCAGAGCUAACCAAGUCAUUUUUGAACAUGCUGUGGAAUGACUUGGAACAUCCACCAGUUUCUUAUCUAGGAGCUGAUUCUAUGCACCGCAAAGCCGACGGCUCGGGUAAUAAUCGUUUCUGGCCUCAACUUGGCGCUGCUGGUAGCGCGUACGCAAGAUCUGUUCGGCCCAAGACGAUGCAGUCUCCAUCCCUGCCCGAUCCUGAGACUAUUUUCGAUUGCCUGCUCCGCCGGAAAGAGUACAGGGAGCAUCCUAAUAAGAUAUCAAGCGUUCUAUUCUACCUCGCUUCAAUCAUUAUUCAUGACCUAUUCCAGACAGACCCUAAAGAUAAUUCCGUGUCCAAGACAUCGUCAUAUUUGGACCUCUCACCUUUGUAUGGCAAUAAUCAAGACGAGCAGAACCUUGUUCGUACGUUCAAGGAUGGAAAGCUUAAGCCAGAUUGUUUCGCUACCAAGCGAGUGUUGGGCUUUCCUCCCGGCGUCGGCGUUCUACUGAUCAUGUUCAACCGCUUCCACAACUAUGUGGUUGAUCAAUUGGCGGCGAUCAACGAAUGCGGCCGAUUCACCAAACCUGACGAGUCCAACGUUGAUGAGUAUGCUAAAUACGAUAACAAUCUCUUCCAAACCGGGCGACUGGUGACUUGUGGGUUGUACGCAAAUAUUAUCCUAAAAGAUUAUGUCCGAACGAUUUUGAAUAUAAACCGGACAGAUAGCACCUGGAGUUUGGACCCCAGAAUGGAAAUGAAGGAUGGUUUAUUAGGUGAAGCAGCAGCAAUGGCAACCGGGAACCAGGUGUCAGCCGAAUUUAAUGUCGUGUACCGGUGGCACGCUUGCAUUUCCAAGCGCGAUGAAAAAUGGACAGAGGAUUUUCACCGUGAAAUCAUGCCGGGAGUGGAUCCAAGCACACUAUCGAUGCAAGAUUUUGUCGCGGGUCUUGGACGGUGGCAGGCAGGACUCCCACAAGAGCCACUUGAGCGCCCAUUCUCUGGCUUACAGCGUAAGCCGGACGGUGCAUUCAACGACGAUGACCUGGUUAAUCUGUUUGAGAAGAGUGUUGAAGACUGCGCAGGUGCAUUUGGUGCGUCUCACGUUCCAGCCAUCUUCAAGAGCGUUGAAGCUCUCGGUAUAAUGCAGGCUCGGAGAUGGAACUUGGGAACGCUCAAUGAGUUCCGCCAAUAUUUCAAUCUGGCUCCUCAUAAGACCUUUGAGGAUAUCAACUCCGAUCCGUACAUUGCGGAUCAGCUCAAGCGACUGUAUGAUCAUCCAGAUCUUGUGGAGAUUUACCCUGGUGUUGUUGUGGAAGAAGCCAAAGACUCCAUGGUCCCUGGAAGCGGCCUUUGCACGAACUUCACUAUAUCCAGGGCAAUCCUUUCGGAUGCGGUGGCAUUGGUUCGCGGUGAUAGAUUUUACACUGUCGACUACACUCCGAAGCACCUUACGAAUUGGGCCUACAACGAGAUUCAGCCUAACAACGCCGUCGAUCAAGGUCAGGUAUUCUACAAGCUGGUUCUUCGCGCAUUCCCAAACCAUUUUGAUGGAAAUUCUAUCUAUGCUCAUUUCCCCCUUGUCGUUCCCUCGGAAAAUGAGAAAAUAUUGAAGAGCCUUGGGGUUGCCGAGAAGUAUAGCUGGGAAAAGCCCAGUCGUAUCUCUCAUCCGAUUUUCAUCAGCUCUCAUGCCGCGUGCAUGUCCAUCCUCGAAAAUCAAGAAACGUUCAAGGUGACUUGGGGUAGGAAGAUUGAGUUCCUUAUGCAACGCGAUAAGCACCAAUACGGGAAGGACUUCAUGCUGUCUGGAGACCGGCCACCCAACGCUGCAUCGCGCAAGAUGAUGGGUUCCGCCUUGUAUCGCGAUGAAUGGGAGGCUGAGGUCAAAAACUUCUACGAGCAAACAACUCUAAAACUCUUGCAUAAGAACUCCUACAAACUUGCGGGCGUUAACCAAGUCGAUAUCGUUCGUGAUGUGGCCAAUCUCGCCCAAGUCCACUUCUGCUCUAGCGUCUUCUCAUUGCCACUGAAAACAGACUCUAAUCCUAGGGGUAUCUUCGCAGAGUCGGAACUGUACAAGAUAAUGGCUGCAGUUUUCACUGCCAUCUUCUACGACGCAGAUAUUGGGAAAUCGUUCGAGCUAAACCAGGCCGCCCGUACUGUAACGCAGCAGCUGGGCCAGCUAACUAUGGCCAACGUCGAGAUCAUAGCCAAAACCGGCUUGAUCGCUAACCUCGUGAACCGCCUUCACCGGCGCGACGUGCUUAGCGAAUAUGGCAUCCAUAUGAUCCAGCGUCUACUGGAUAGUGGUCUCCCAGCGACAGAGAUUGUAUGGACUCAUAUCCUUCCUACGGCCGGUGGAAUGGUGGCAAACCAAGCACAACUGUUUUCGCAAUGUCUGGACUAUUAUCUCUCGGAAGAGGGCUCUGGGCAUCUUCCUGAGAUCAACCGACUGGCCAAGGAAAAUACCCCGGAAGCUGAUGAGCUACUUACACGCUAUUUCAUGGAAGGUGCUCGGCUACGGUCAUCCGUUGCCCUGCCUCGAGUAGCUGCGCAGCCCACGGUCGUAGAAGACAAUGGCGAAAAACUCACCAUCAAAGCUGGCCAGGUCGUUAUGUGUAACCUGGUCUCUGCGUGCAUGGAUCCUACUGCCUUUCCAGAUCCAGAGAAGGUCAAACUUGACCGUGACAUGAACUUAUACGCCCACUUUGGCUUUGGGCCCCACAAGUGUUUGGGCUUAGACCUAUGCAAGACAGGGCUGAGCACGAUGCUAAAAGUACUUGGACGCUUGGACAAUCUCCGUCGUGCUCCUGGAGCGCAGGGACAGUUGAAGAAGCUUUCUGGACCUGGCGGGAUCGCUAAGUAUAUGAAUGAGGAUCAAAGCGGCUUCACUCCCUUCCCGUCAACUAUGAAGAUCCAAUGGGACGGCGAAUUGCCCCAACUGAAGGAAGAUUUUUAA